AUGACAAUGUUUCCGGUAGCGAUUCAAUUAGAUAAUGAUUAGAUAUAUAAAUUUCAAUGCACAUUUGGCGAGUACAUUAUGUCCAGCACCUUCGCCACAAUGAAGCCGAUAUUAGUGAUAUUUUCACUGUUGGGUUUGAGUUUUGCCGAGUCCGGCAUAGAAGGGAAACUCUACCGUUCCAACGUGACCACCGCAGGCGGUAGAAUUGUAGGUGGGGUUCCGGUCGAUAUCCGAAACUUCCCGUACCAGGUGGCCAUCCUGCGUAACGGAGGUCAGAUCUGCGGAGGCACCCUGAUCUCGAGCAGAUGGGUCCUAACGGCGGCUCAUUGCCUGGACAGGAACGCAGGCAUCACCAGCGUAACUCAAGUGAACGUAAGGGUCGGUUCGACCGUGCACAACAGCGGCGGAGAAAGGAUCGCCGCCUCAGCCUACAUAUUGCACGAGAAUUACGUAGAAAACGAGUUCGACUACGACAUGGCACUCAUUUAUCUCGCGACCGCGGUUACAAGUCCCGACGCCGCUCCUAUCGCGUUAGAUCCGGAAACCAGAAGCUAUUCUGCAGGCGAGGUCGUCACACUUUCAGGAUGGGGAGACCUCUUUGAAGGCUCCAACCAAGGUUCGCUGACGCUACAGGCUGUACAGGUACCGGUGGUAAAUCACUUAAGCUGCCGGCUUAUAUACGGGUCCACCGUAAACAACAGGAUGUGGUGCGCAGGAUAUUCAGCAGGAGGCAGGGACUCCUGCCAAGGUGACUCCGGCGGACCGGCGGUGAUCAACGGAAGGUUGGCAGGCGUGGUAAACUUCGGUGCCGGAUGUGCCAGAGCCGGACUGCCGGGAGUUUACGGAAGCGUUCCCGUCUACAGGAACUGGAUCAGGACCCGCACCGGAGUUUAAACUCGUAACGAAUAAAUCGAUUUUCGCCUCCCAUGUAGUUUUAUCCAUUUAAUCCGUUACAAAUAAAUGGCCCAAUAAGUGAGCCAAACGCAUUAGUCGCCAACAACUGACGAGAAUAAUAAUUCGGAACAAAAAGCGGUCUUAUUUAUCAAAAAAUUGAACUUUUGGACAUAAAAUCGUCUCUAUUGUGGAGAAAGUUACUAAAUGGUGUUAAGGGUUGAAUAACAUUUUUCGGUAACUUUAUAAUUUUUUUCCAUUGAGUGGACCUUUUAUAUUCGCGCUGUGUAUACAACACCCCCACCAUACCCAACCUUGGUUAAUCCGCGAGAAAAGACAGACUUGCGUGAGCGUCCGUAGUGCGAUCCACGAAAAAACAAGCUCUCUUCUGUGACCGUUUCGCGAGAACCCCGCGCUGUGUUGUGGUCCUUACCACCCCCAACCCUCCAGAAAAUACCCCUAAGAAGACCCAACCGGGCAGACGACGACGCGGGAAACCAUCAAUGGUGGGUGAUUAACCGUUUCGGGCGUUGUAUGUCCUACCGUUUUCUCGUUUAAGUUUUGAGGGUGAUUUACAACCACCUUCCCCCAACCCUUUACAAACGGAAUACUACACAAUCAUU
This is a messenger RNA of Cylas formicarius (sweet potato weevil), 1514 nucleotides long. Its product is annotated as trypsin-1-like. The coding region runs from base 79 to 894 and encodes 271 amino acids. NCBI's taxonomy places the organism in Eukaryota, Metazoa, Arthropoda, Insecta, Coleoptera, Brentidae. The transcript is spliced from 3 exons. Gene Ontology annotation, biological process: proteolysis. The record is from RefSeq and is a predicted model, not a curated record. Gene Ontology annotation, molecular function: serine-type endopeptidase activity.